AUGGAAUCUAUCAAGGAUAUUAUCAUCGUUGGUGCAGGCAUAUUUGGCUUGUCUACUGCAAUCGCGUUAGCUGAAAGAUAUAGAGAUCGCACAAUUCAUGUUUUCGAUAGAUUUGAGCCACCUGUUCCCGAUGGAAGCUCAGUAGAUACAACUAGAUGUAUUCGGUUUGAUUAUAAGGAUGAAACGUAUUGCAAAUUGGCUCAUGAAUCAAUGAUUUUACUCAAGGCAGACCCAGUUAUUUCUAAAUUUUUUCAUCAGCAUGGAAUGACAUUUGUAUACGAUGGAAAUCACGAUAUUUGGGAAGAUAUAUACUUUAGUAGCAAAUUUUCUGCGGAGAGAGUCAAUGAGAGAGAGGAGGGAAAGAUGGCCUACUACAAUACUGCUGAAGAUGUUUUCCGAAGCAUUCAUAGUAGGAUCCCCACUUCGGUAGAAGAUAGUAAAUUAGGAAGAGUAAAAAGAUGGAACAAAGGAUACACAAACUCUGCGAAUGGCUUUAUUGAUGCGAGUGCAAGUAUGAAAGCGUAUUAUGAACGCGCAAAGAAGUUUCCAAACGUUAACUUCAGAUUCGAAGAGGUCGAAAAAAUGGACUACCUCAAGAAUACGGAAGGAAGUCAAAGGUGUCGUUUUGAAAAAUGGAUAUAA
This is a messenger RNA of Priceomyces carsonii, 642 nucleotides long. RefSeq names its product FAD-dependent oxidoreductase. Gene Ontology annotation, molecular function: L-pipecolate oxidase activity; sarcosine oxidase activity; proline dehydrogenase activity. Lineage: Eukaryota; Fungi; Ascomycota; Pichiomycetes; Serinales; Debaryomycetaceae. The coding region runs from base 1 to 642 and encodes 213 amino acids. The transcript has a single exon. The record is from RefSeq and is a predicted model, not a curated record.